AUGGACGAGAGAUUCGCGGAUCCUCCUACUCCUACUCUGGAACAAGGAAGAAUCUUUCAAACCCCGAAUACCACUACUGGCACGACUAGUCGCCCUGACCCUUCAGGCCCUGUACAUUCAGCUCCUAUCAUGAGUGGGCCCGGAUGGCCUGUUGAUGAGGACAGUGAAGGUGGCAAAUACCGCAACCUCUUGUCGAAGCUUGAAAAUCUGGAGGCUGGGAAUCGUCUCAUUCUGGACGACUUCGCCAGGCUGAACAACCAGUUUUCCAAGAUAACCGAGAUGCUCUGCAAGUCACACGGUACCAAACCCCCCUUCAUUGAAAGCCCCAAAGCGAGCUUCUCAAAGAGCCUGAAUACGCCGAAACUGCCUAAUACCGAGUUCGAGAAGCCAAAGGAGGAGGGCUCGCCUCACACGAUCAUCAUCCCACGAACGACCAAAGUUGCUCGCGUCGAGAUCGAAUUCGAGUCUCCAGAAAAGACACUCAAAGAGCAUAACCCCAAUGAUCGUGGUCACAAAGAGCGUGGCCCUGGAAUACCGGUCAAAAGCACUGUACCCUCCAUCUCUUUUGAGGAAUUCGAGGAAGGUAGACAGGGACAAAAUGAAGAGGGCGAGAGAGGGGGCGAGAGAGGGGGCGAGGUCGACGCAGUCAAGAUGUUUGUCCAGCAGCUGGCGGACGAUGAUGACCUCUUCGCCUGCUUCAUCCGAUAUCUAACGAACCCAAAAGCCACCAAUCGGCAGAUUGCCACCAAGCGAGACAAAACUGUCCAUAACCUGGCACACGGGUUCCUACGCGCUGCUACCAGCCCUAAAGAAAUGGCAACCAUCUCUUGCCCUGAGUCUUCUGAUAUCCGUGCAACUAUGCGUAAGAUGAGCAACAGCACGCGUAUCGAGUUGUAUAUUGCACUCAGUCAACGGUACAUCAAGGAGUAUGGGGACGAAAUUUAG
Fusarium pseudograminearum CS3096 is the source of this 945-nucleotide messenger RNA. RefSeq lists its product as uncharacterized. The transcript is spliced from 3 exons. Lineage: Eukaryota; Fungi; Ascomycota; Sordariomycetes; Hypocreales; Nectriaceae. Bases 1 to 945 code for a protein of 314 amino acids. The record is from RefSeq and is a predicted model, not a curated record.